AUGAUAAAACCUACCCGCAGCUCCAGGGUCGCACUGGUACUGGCGCUGACCACGCUGCUGACGGUGCCCCUCUGGCAACUCAGUAGCCAUUCGUCCACCGGCUAUUAUCGCAAGCAGGCCCAAGACCUCUACGACAACGUCACCUCGUACUUCACCCACGUACAAGAGGUCUACAACAACACGCUCUACCAGAAUGGCGUCGAGAACAGCGUCCACGCGCAGUACAACUUCAGCACCCCCUGCGAGGGCUUCCCCGACACCUCGAACAUUAUGUUCAUCAUGAAGACGGGCGCCUCGGAAGCCUUCCAGAAGCUCCCCGUCCAUCUGCUCACGACAAUGUCCUGCCUGCCUGACUUUCUCAUUUUCUCCGAUCUUGAACAGCAGAUUGGCAAAUACCACCUACACGAUGCCCUCGACCGCGUGAGCCCGGCCCUCAUGAAACAGCACCCCGAAUUCGAACUGUACAGGGCGCAGAAACGAUGCCCCAUAUCCCAGCAGGAUUGCACAUCGGAGAUAGACGGGGGCUGGAACCUCGACAAGUACAAGUUCCUCAACAUGGUCGAUCGCGCGUGGGAAAGGCGCCCAGGCAUGGACUGGUACGUGUUUGCCGAAGCAGACACCUACAUUGUGUGGUCCAAUAUGGUGGAGUGGCUGCGCGAGAGGGCGCCCAAGGGCCCCCAGUACUUCGGCAGCGUGGCGCUGCUCAAUGAGUUUCCCUUUGCGCACGGUGGCAGCGGCUACGUCGUCUCGGGCGAGCUCAUGAGGAAUAUGGUCAACAACAUCACCGAUCUCGCCUCCAAGUACGACACGCGCGCAGGAGAAUCAUGCUGCGGUGAUCUGUUGUUUGCCGAGGCGGUCGGCGAAGCCGGGACCAAGGUGCAACAAGUGCAUCCCAUGUUCAACGGCGAACGACCGCUGAGCAUGCCCUACGGCCACGGGCAAUGGUGCGAACCCAUCAUCUCGAUGCACCACGUGAAUCCAGAGGAAGUGAGCAUGAUUUGGCAGUUUGAGCAGACGAGGAAAAAUAAGGACACCCUCCUCAUCAAGGACCUGUAUGAAGCGUUCAUGGCGCCUCAUCUGACGCAAUUUCGCCGCGAUUGGGACAAUUUGUCAGAAGACACGUGCUUCAUCGGCCCGGAUGAAGCAGACCAGGAGUACGCUGGUGAUAUGGAGAGAAGCCGACAAAGGCUCGAGCGUGACAAAAACCCCGUGGAGAAGGAAGCACACAAAUCACCCGCGGCGUGCGCAAAGGUGUGCGAAGCCGACAAGCUCGUGAUACCCGAGGACGAGUACGCGGCGCUCCCCAACGACGUCGACAAGGGCCACUAUCUCCGCAAGAAGUACGACCAGCGAAUCGAGGAGGACGUCGACGGUGCGUUCCAAAGGGGGCGGACGUGUUUCCAGUGGCGGUAUCACCAGGGUGCUUGCUGCACAAGCCAGAGCUUCAAGCUCGGCAAGCCUCGACGGGGCGCCAUUGAAGAGGACAGAUGGACCAGCGGAGCCUUCGUCAAGGGAAUCCGUCAGUGGAUAGACGCGACAGGAGAAUGCUCCGGUCCUAACUGGAGAAAGCCAUUCUGA
Emericellopsis cladophorae is the source of this 1578-nucleotide messenger RNA. RefSeq lists its product as uncharacterized. Bases 1 to 1578 code for a protein of 525 amino acids. The record is from RefSeq and is a predicted model, not a curated record. The transcript is spliced from 3 exons. NCBI's taxonomy places the organism in Eukaryota, Fungi, Ascomycota, Sordariomycetes, Hypocreales, Bionectriaceae.